This is a messenger RNA of Guillardia theta CCMP2712, 558 nucleotides long. RefSeq lists its product as hypothetical. The transcript is spliced from 3 exons. Lineage: Eukaryota; Cryptophyceae; Pyrenomonadales; Geminigeraceae. The coding region runs from base 1 to 558 and encodes 185 amino acids. The record is from RefSeq and is a predicted model, not a curated record.
AUGCCUCCCAAGGGAAGAAAUGUCAAGGGGAUGAUGAGCACGGGAUCUAUGACCCUUGAUGCUCGUUUCACUCAAAUGCAGCAGAGCACCACCAUGAACCGUCAGGCUGCUGUUUCUGCCAGGCGCUUUCCAGCUCAACCUGCCCCAGUCAGAGGGGCACCUGUUCCUCGCGGGGCUCCUCGUGGCAGGGGCAUGGCCAUGAGAGGCCGCGGAGCGCUCAGAGGACGUGGCGCUCUCCGUGGCAUCGCCCCGAUGCGCGCUCGAGGACGUGGACGUGGAGCAGUUCGCGGUGUUGGAGCCACUCGCGGCGCCUCGCGCGGUCGUGGCGCGGCUCCUGUGCGAGGCCGUGGGAGAGGAGGACGUGGAGGUCGUGGAGGACGUGGAGGAGCUCGAUCUGGCAAAGACGGGGAGAAGCUCGAUGAAGAGCUGGACGUCUACAUGGGUCGUGAUCCGAACGUGUCGAAGCACCAGGCACUGGACGAGAAGCUGGACAACUACUGGGGUGAUGAGAACAACAAGAUGGAUGCGGAGGGAGCCGCUGGUGAAAAUGGUGCCUAA